This is a messenger RNA of Choloepus didactylus (southern two-toed sloth), 1438 nucleotides long. RefSeq names its product BEN domain containing 5 (gene BEND5). Lineage: Eukaryota; Metazoa; Chordata; Mammalia; Pilosa; Megalonychidae. The transcript has 6 exons. Bases 146 to 1411 code for a protein of 421 amino acids. Gene Ontology annotation, molecular function: DNA binding. Gene Ontology annotation, biological process: negative regulation of DNA-templated transcription. The record is from RefSeq and is a predicted model, not a curated record.
AUAACAGUGGGGGGAGCCCGGGUCCUCGGGAGCCGCCUCCGCCCCCCAGCCCCGCUGCGCGACUCGCACCCCCUGCCGGGUCCCCACUUCCGCGCCCGCCCCGCGGGCUGAGCGGCCCGACCGGGGCCCGCCCCUGGCGCCCACCAUGUACGCCUUUGUGCGGUUCCUGGAGGACAACGUCUGCUACGCGCUGCCCGUGUCGUGCGUGCGCGACUUCAGCCCCCGCUCACGGCUGGAUUUUGACAACCAGAAGGUGUACGCUGUGUACCGGGGCCCGGAGGAGCUGGGCAUCGGGCCCGAGAGCCCCCCGCGCGCCCCCCGGGACUGGGGCGCGCUGUUGCUCCACAAGGCCCAGAUCCUGGCGCUGGCAGAAGACAAAACUGACCUUGAAAAUAGUGUGAUGCAGAAGAAAAUAAAAAUCCCCAAACUUUCUCUCAAUCACAUAGAAGAAGAUGGGGAGGUUAAAGAUUAUGGGGAAGAAGAUUUACAGCUUAGACACAUCAAGAGACCCGAGGGGCGGAAGUCGAGUGAAGGGACGCAUAAGAGCAUCGAGGCAGUGGUGGCCCGGCUGGAGAAGCAGAACGGCCUGAGCCUGGGCCACAGCACGUGUCCAGAAGAAGUGUUCGUGGAGGCCUCGCCGGGCAUAGAGGACAUGGACAGUCUGGAGGAUGCAGUCGUGCCCCGGGCUCUGUACGAGGAGCUGCUGCGCAACUACCAACAGCAGCAGGAAGAGAUGCGCCAUCUCCAGCAGGAACUGGAGCGGACUCGCAGGCAGCUGGUACAGCAGGCCAAGAAGCUUAAGGAGUACGGAGCACUCGUGUCUGAGAUGAAAGAGCUCCGUGACCUUAACCGGAGGCUCCAGGAUGUGCUGCUCCUGAGGCUUGGCAGCGGUCCUGCCAUUGACUUGGAAAAAGUAAAGUCAGAAUGUCUCGAACCUGAGCCGGAGUUACGGAGCACUUUCAGUGAGGAAGCAAAUACGUCGUCUUAUUACCCUGCUCCUGCGCCUGUCAUGGACAAGUAUAUCCUAGACAAUGGCAAGGUCCAUCUGGGAAGUGGGAUUUGGGUUGAUGAGGAAAAAUGGCACCAGCUACAAGUAACCCAAGGAGAUUCCAAGUACACAAAGAACCUGGCAGUCAUGAUUUGGGGAACAGAUGUUCUGAAGAACAGAAGUGUCACAGGAGUUGCCACAAAAAAAAAGAAGGAUGCAGUCCCUAAGCCACCCCUUUCACCUCACAAACUAAGCAUUGUCAGAGAGUGUUUGUAUGACAGAAUAGCACAAGAAACUGUGGAUGAAACUGAAAUUGCACAAAGACUCUCCAAAGUCAACAAGUACAUCUGUGAAAAAAUCAUGGAUAUCAAUAAAUCCUGUAAAAAUGAAGAACGAAGGGAAGCAAAAUACAAUUUGCAAUAAACUUUGAAUUUUUCUUAAAGCCUUUGA